This is a messenger RNA of Hydra vulgaris (swiftwater hydra), 1949 nucleotides long. RefSeq names its product zinc metalloproteinase nas-15. NCBI's taxonomy places the organism in Eukaryota, Metazoa, Cnidaria, Hydrozoa, Anthoathecata, Hydridae. Gene Ontology annotation, molecular function: metalloendopeptidase activity; zinc ion binding. Gene Ontology annotation, biological process: proteolysis. The record is from RefSeq and is a predicted model, not a curated record.
GUCAGAUUUUAUAUAGUACUAACAAAAUUAGUUAUAUAGCGGAUGUUAAAGAUGAUACUAUCACUCGUGUUGUCUGUAACCGUUUUACAUCAUGGAUUGUGUCUGGUUAACCCAGUUUAUGACAAAGGAUCUGCUACAAGCAGUCCUCAGCAAAUACCAAACGUAAAUUUUGGAGAUAUUUUAUUAACACCGCAGCAAAAGCUAGCGCUUAAAAAUGGCGAGGAUAUGGGAGGAUCAAAUCUAAACAGCAACGGUUAUUCAAUUGCUAAUGGUAACAAUCUCAGAUGGACGGAUGCGAUUAUACCUUACAAAAUUGAUUGUUCUAUUGAAAAUCUUCCUGAUGCUGUGGAAGCUGUCACAAAAGCAAUGGCUGAAUGGGAAAAUAAAACUUGCAUCAGAUUUGUUAAACAUACUAAUGAGAAAUAUUUUCUUGAAUUUUUUCGAAAUACUCAUUGCUGGGGAAAUGUUGGAAUGACGUCAUAUACCAAGAUCUCUGUCGGAGAUGGUUGUGAAUAUCAACAUGUUAAUACUCAUGAAAUUGGUCACGUGGUUGGUUUUUAUCAUGAGCAAAAUCGAGUGGACAGAGAUCAAUGGAUAAAAAUACAUUGGGAGAACAUUGCACAGUUUAAAGAUGCUUUUGAUAUAGUAAAAGAGACAAGCUCGUUAGGAGUUGAUUACGAUUAUGCAUCAAUAAUGCAUUAUCCAUGGAAUGCUUUCUCUUCAAAUGGAAAAGAUACAAUUACACCCAUUAAGCCUCUCAAUGGAAAAACACCUUAUAUAGAGCUCAGUAAAGAUGAUAUUGAACAAGUUUCACGAAUGUACAACUGCCCAGCAAUUGAAAAGAAAAGAGCGUUGGCAAAAAAAUCAAAAUAUUUUGGAGAUGUUAGAGAAAGAAGAAAUGCUAACGAUUGUGUUGAUCAAAAUAAAAACUGUCCUGAUUGGGCAAAAGCUGGUUAUUGCUCUAAAAAUCAAGCCACUGCUGAACUUUGCAAAAUGAGUUGUAAAUCUCCAUCUUGUCAAGUCACGGCCAGUUAUUGUGUUGACCAACGAACUGAAUGUCCAGAAUGGAAAUCAUGGGGCCACUGCACACUGAGUACAGGCGUAGCAAACGCAUGCCCAUUAAGUUGUGAUCCAAAAUGCAAAGAUUUUCUCCCCAAAACAACUCCAACAUCCCCAACAACUGGACAUGAAACAAAUCCUCCAACAGUAAAGCCAACUGAAGCGCCAAAAAGAAAUUACAUGGGUAUUGGUAUUUUGUGUCGAGAUGGUCAUGUUGAAUGUGCUAAUUGGGCAAAGCAAGGAGAAUGUACACGCAAUCCUGGAUGGAUGACAAGAAACUGUGCAAUAUCAUGCAAAAAUGAUCGAUGUGAUAAACAGGUUCUUAAGCCUUCUGGAAAAUGUGCUGAUCCUUUAGGUUUAUCGUGGGAUGGAAAAAGCUAUAAAAUUCCAGACUCAGCUUUAUAUUCUCCUGACCACCUGAAGCCAGGUGAAAACUGGGAGGCAAGUGCUAGAAAUGCACGUUUAUAUUUUGAGGAUGAUCACAAAAAUAAACGCAUCGGAGCAUGGUGUGCAGCAAGUCAUGAACAAGUUGGUUCAAAAAAUGGAUAUGUUCAAGUAGAUUUAGGAAGUCAAAAGACUAUUAACUAUAUUGCUACUCAAGGGCGAUUCAGAUACUUUGAAAGAGUCUCUCAAUUUAAAAUAGAAUACAGUAAUGACGGAGUCAAAUUCCAAACAUAUUCUGAAAAUGGCGUGCAAAAGAAAUUUGAAGGCAAUUGUGAUCAUCAAACACCAGUGUUAAACCAAUUUAAAACUUCUAUAUCUGCUAGAUAUUUGCGAUAUAUACCAGUAGAAUCUAAUUAUCCUUGCGUAAGAAUGGAGUUUUAUGGAUGUUAAACAUUACAUAUAAACAAAUUGUACUUUAUAGAUAUUAUGAAAAAAUUACUUUUUGA